Pseudoliparis swirei is the source of this 3801-nucleotide messenger RNA. RefSeq names its product cAMP-specific 3',5'-cyclic phosphodiesterase 4C-like. Gene Ontology annotation, cellular component: perinuclear region of cytoplasm; cytosol; nucleus. The record is from RefSeq and is a predicted model, not a curated record. Bases 536 to 2485 code for a protein of 649 amino acids. The transcript is spliced from 10 exons. Gene Ontology annotation, biological process: signal transduction. Lineage: Eukaryota; Metazoa; Chordata; Actinopteri; Perciformes; Liparidae. Gene Ontology annotation, molecular function: 3',5'-cyclic-AMP phosphodiesterase activity.
CUUGUGACUUGACUCCAAAGACUUGUGACUUGACUCCAAAGACUUGGGACUUGACUCCAAAGACGUGUGAUUUGACUCCAAUGUGUUGGGACUUGACUCCAAAGACUUGUGACUUGAGUUCAAAGACUUGUGACUUGACUCCAAAGACUUGUGACUUGACUCCAAAGACUUGGGACUUGACUGCAAAGACUUGGGACUUGAGUUCAAAGACUUGUGACUUGACUCCAAAGACUUGUGACUUGACUCCAAAGACUUGUGACUUGACUGCAGAGACGUGUGACUUGACUGCAGAAACGUGUGACUUGACUGAAGAGACUUGUGACUUGACUCCUAAGACUUGUGACUUGACUCCAAAGACUUGUGACUUGACUCCAAAGACUUGUGACUUGACUGCAAAGAGACUCACUGGUGACCAGCCAAACAAAGACCUGGUUGUCUGAAGGUGAAAGGAAGGCGUUGUGUCCUCAGGAGGUCUCCUCUGGGGGGAUUGUGCCCAAGUCCCAGGGAGUCCCUGUCAGACCAGCAGUACCAGCAGAUGGCGCUGGACACGCUGGAGGAGCUGGACUGGUGCUUGGACCAGCUGGAGACCAUUCAGACACAUCGCUCCGUCAGUGAAAUGGCCUCCACCAAGUUCAAGAGGAUGCUGAACAGGGAGCUGUCCCACCUGUCGGAGAUGAGUCGCUCCGGGAACCAGGUGUCUGAAUACAUCUCCAGCACCUUCAUGGACAAGCAGAACGAGGGGGAAAUCCCGUCUCCGACCCUCAAAGAGAAAUCCAUGAGCCACAUCAGCGGCGUGAGGAAGCUGUCUCACAGCUCCAGCCUCUCCAGCUCGUCCAUGCCUCGCUUCGGCGUCAACACGGACCACGAGGACGAGCUCGCCAAGGAGUUGGAGGAUCUGGACAAAUGGAGUUUCAACAUCUUCAGAGUAGCAGAAUUCUCCAACACCAGGCCUCUAAGCUGCGUCCUGUACACCAUCUUCCAGGAGCGAGAGCUGCUGAAGACGUUUUGUAUCCCGGUCGACACCUUCGUCACCUACGUGAUGACCCUGGAGGACCAUUACCAUGGAAACGUGCCGUACCACAACAGCCUCCAUGCUGCGGAUGUCACCCAGUCCAUGCACGUCCUGCUGUCCACGCCGGCCCUUGAUGCCGUCUUCACCGACCUCGAGAUCCUCGCCGCUCUGUUCGCCGCGGCGAUCCACGACGUGGACCACCCCGGGGUGUCCAACCUGUUCCUCAUCAACACUAACUCCGAGCUGGCCCUCAUGUAUAACGACGAGUCGGUUCUGGAGAACCACCACCUCGCUGUGGGCUUCAAGCUGCUGCACCAGGAACACUGUGACAUCUUCCAGAACCUCACCAAGCGGCAGCGCCAGAGCCUUCGCAAGCUCGUCAUCGACAUGGUGUUGGCCACCGACAUGUCCAAGCACAUGACCCUCCUGGCCGACCUGAAGACCAUGGUGGAGACCAAGAAGGUGACCAGCUCCGGCGUGCUGCUGCUGGACAACUACACGGAGCGCAUACAGGUGCUGAGGAACAUGGUGCACUGUGCCGACCUGAGCAACCCCACCAAGGCGCUGCCGCUGUACAGGCAGUGGACGGAGAGGAUCAUGGAGGAGUUCUUCCGGCAGGGCGACAAGGAGCGAGAGAAAGGGAUGGAGCUCAGCGCCAUGUGCGACAAGCACACCGCCUCCGUGGAGAAGAGCCAGGUGGGCUUCAUCGACUACAUCGUCCACCCGCUGUGGGAGACGUGGGCCGACCUGGUGCACCCGGACGCCCAGGAGCUGCUGGACACGCUGGAGGAGAACAGGGAGUGGUACCUGAACGCCAUGCCACAGUCGCCCUCGCCGCCGCCCGACCGACACCUGCAGCACGACCGCUUCCAGUUCGAGCUCACGCUGGAGGACCUGGAGCACAACAACCACAACCACCUGAGGAGCAACGGCCCCGGUAACCACGGCGACGCACGCCGGCCGCACGGCCGCGGAGAAACCGGGAACGAAGACGAGGAGAACCACAACGGCGUCCGAGAUGAGGAGGAAGAGGAGGAGGAGACUGGAGAGGGUGAAGAAGAAGAGAAGGAGGGGACUGGAGAAAGAGCAGGUGACGAAGAGGAGGAGACUGGAGAAAAAGAGGGUGAAGAAGAAGAGAAGGAGCAAGAAGAGGAGACUGGAGACCAAGCAGGUGAAGAAGAGGAGGAGGAGGAAGAGGAAACUGGAGAAAGGGAGGGUGAAGAACAGGAGGCAGAAGAAGUAGAAGACCGUGAAGGAAAGACGGAUGAAGUGAACGAUGCAGCGGAGGGCGAGGAGACCGAAGAAGAGGAGGAAGUGAAUGAGCAACUUCAGGAAGGAGAUCAAGAGCAGGAAGAGGAGGAGAGCAAGGAUGGUGCAGAAAAUGAGGAGGCGAAGAAUGAGGAAGGUGAAGGUGAGGACACUUUGGAAAAGGGUAGAAGGGGAAUUAGAGGGAGGAGGGGAAGUCGAAAAUGAGGAGGCAGAAGUGGAGGAAAAAGAGGAGGGUGAGGAAGAAGAGGUCGGAGAAACGGAGGACAAAGGAGAGUUGGAAGAAGCAGAAGAGGAAGAGGAGGCGACGCCGGCGGUGGAAGAUGAAGACGAGCAACUAGACGAAGAGGAAUGUUAGUUGGGACGUAAAGAAAACCUGAACCGGGUCAGAGAAAUAAAAAAAGGUUAACGGGACUUUUGAUUUUUUUAAAGCACGUGAAAGGAGCCAGAAAGGCUUCGACCUUCGAGGAAGAGGAGGGUGAGGACGAGGAGGAGCUCAAGACGCACCUGUCCUCUGGCUCUCAGCCCGACGGCUCACGGACGACACCGGGGCCGAACGUUACGGCGUCUCACUCCACCGAGAGAGAGAGAGAGAGAGAGAGAGAGAGAGAGAGAGAGAGACAGAGAGGGAAGGAAGGAAGGAGGGAGAGAGAGAGAGAGAGAGAAAGACUCUUUCCUCGCAUCUUCAUCACCGUGUAUCUGGACAUCCAUCACUGCCGCGUGGGACAAAAAAAGGAGGAUAAUAAAAAUGCGUGUGUGGGGGAGGGGUGAGAGAGAGGGGGGAGGGGUGAGAGAGGAGGGGGAACUGUUUUAUCGACCUUUUGUAGCUCCUGGAAAUGGGAAGAAAGAUUUUUUUUUUUUUAAACCCUGAAAUGCACACGUGUGGAUUUAAAGUGUGACGUCAUGGACCGCCGUCGUCUCUCUGUCCCCGACUUGUUUGUCAGGAACACGACGACCAACAGCUGUGACGAUGACGUCAACGAGAGAGAGAGAGAGAAAAGAAGUCUGGAACAUGUCUGUCCUCUUAUAUUUACUACAAGAAACGAGAACAGCGCCGGGCUCUGGUCCAGGAUCAGUUUGACCUCCUCACAUACAACAUGAAAGCAACAAAAAAAAGGGCGACUCAAAAGGCUGACCUGUCGUCUGUGUCGAUGUCUGUUCAUGUUUUUUAAAAUAAUUAAUAAUAUUCAUAACAAUAAUAAUAAUAAUAAAAAACAGCGAGUAUUCACCCCAUCACGACAGCUUCACCGCGACCGGGCCGUGAGUUUGAUUCCCGGGUGGAUCGGGGCCAAACUGACCCAGGACCAGGCCCAUGGCCCGGGAGGCGGCGGCGUGUCGGGGCCCGGGUGCUCGGCUGUGACGGUCUUCCACAAAAACAAAAAACAGCCUUUUUGUUCUUUCUUUUUGUUUUUGUAAAAAAAAAAAAUGAAAUUUGGCACUUUAUCUAACACCCCUGUUAUAUAUGUGUACAUAAUAAACAUGUAUUUUAAUCUGCUGAUGUCAUAAUAAAUAUGAUAAAUGAA